Cucurbita pepo subsp. pepo (vegetable marrow) is the source of this 2291-nucleotide messenger RNA. RefSeq names its product 5'-3' exonuclease family protein. The record is from RefSeq and is a predicted model, not a curated record. Gene Ontology annotation, biological process: pollen development. NCBI's taxonomy places the organism in Eukaryota, Viridiplantae, Streptophyta, Magnoliopsida, Cucurbitales, Cucurbitaceae. Gene Ontology annotation, molecular function: 5'-flap endonuclease activity.
GUUGCAACGGUAACAAAACAUCCAUUCUGAAAAAUUGAAGUUUCUGCUCACACACGGUUGAAGAUGAACCUCUUCUUCUCAAAGUAUCAAUCGAUUUCUACAACGAAGAACUGCAAAUUUUUAUUGGUUUCAUGAACCCGUUUCUGAAUCACAAUAAGCAAUGGGAGUUGGAGGCAAUUUCUGGGAUUUACUGAAACCUCAUGCUCGAACUGAGGGCUUCGAUUUCCUUAGGAACAAACGGGUCGCCGUCGACCUCUCUUUCUGGAUCGUCCAGCACGAGACCGCCAUUAAAGCCAGUGUUCGAAGCCCUCAUUUGAGGCUCACAUUCUUCCGCACCAUCACUCUCUUUGCUAAGUUUGGUGCGUUUCCUGUGUUUGUAAUUGAUGGAACUCCUUCACCCUUGAAAUCCAAGGCAAGGAUAGCAAGAUUUUUUCGGCUAUCUGGUAUUGAUACUCAUGAUCUGCCAAGGGUUGAAGAUCGCAUUUCAGUUGACAGGAAUAGCAAGUUUGCAAAAUGUGUUAAAGAAUGUGUGGAACUGCUCGAGCUAUUUGGGGUGCCCGUCUUAGAAGCGAAAGGAGAAGCCGAAGCUCUGUGUGCCGAGUUGAAUAGAAAAGGAUUUGUGGAUGCCUGCAUCACAGCUGACAGUGAUGCUUUUCUGUUUGGCGCCAAAUGUGUCAUUAAAAGCUUCCAUCCCAAUUCAAAAGAACCACUUGAAUGCUACUUCAUGUCAGAUAUUGAAGCUGCUCUUGGGUUAAAAAGGAAACACUUGAUAGCUAUAUCUCUCCUGGUUGGAAAUGACCACGACUUAAAUGGCGUGCAAGGAGUUGGACUGGAUACCGCUGUUCGUUUCGUACAAGAUUAUACUGAUGAUGACAUUUUAAACAAAUUGCAUGAAAUAGGAAAGGAGGAUAAUACGAGUCUUCAGGGUGGACAAUCUUCGGAUACGAACUCGAGAAAGGUUAAGUGUUCUCAUUGUUCCUUCUGUGGUCAUCCAGGCAGCAAAAGAGACCAUGUUAAGUUCCCUUGUGAAUACUGUGAUGUGAGUCAUGGAAGUUGUUGCAUCAAAAAACCUGAUGGAUUUAAAUGCAAUUGUUCCUCUUGUGAUACGGAUCGAGAAGAGAAAGAGAAAAAGAAGCAAGAAAAUUGGCGACUACGAGUUUGCAACAAGAUUGCUAUGGAGCCCAACUUUCCCAGUAGUGAACUUAUUCAAAUGUAUCUGUGUGACAAUCAUAGUUAUUUUAGUGAUGAUGACCUUAUCUUAUCUUGGGAAAGCCCGAAAACUGAAAUUCUGAUUGAUUUUUUAGUUUUUCAUUUACGGUGGGAGCCAUCUUACAUUCGUCAGAGGUUGCUUCCCAUGCUAUCCACCAUUUUUCUCAGAGAAAUGGCUAAUAAUCCAAUUCAAACUUUGUUAUACGACCAGUACGAGUUCGAUUCUAUACUUAGAGAAAAAAUAAGAUAUGGACAUCCAUUUUAUGUCGUCAAAUGGAAAAGGGCCAUCCCAGUGCUCGACAAUGUUGUAUACGAAGGCUCUUCAGAGGGACACGGCACCGGGCCAGAGGAUGCCAUUGAUGUCGAUGAACCAGUGGAUCUAACAGAUGAAUCUGAUUCACCCAAAAUUCAUAUUCAAGAAGGGUGCUCGUUUCUAUUGACCGAUGAGAAUAUGGACCUUGUUCGAGCUGCUUAUCCCGAACAAACUGCUAAGUUUUUGCAGGAAAAGGAAGUGAAAAGGCAAAAGACACCAACCACGACGCCACCUAGCGAGGCUAGCGGAAAGUCUGAUUCAUUGAAAGCGAAAGGUGCCCAGUUAAGUAUUACUGAGUUCUACCGUGCAACGAAAACGCAACAACAAACAGCAGAGACAACAGAUUUGACGAAUGAGGGCGAGGAGACGAGUACGGAGAAGAGGAAAGCAUCAAGUUCUUCUUCGACACUUUCGAAGUCGGUAAGGCGUCGCCUUUUGUUCGACUAGAACUCAGUUAAGUAUAGAGCUCUACCGUGCAGCGAAAACACAACAACAAACAGCAGAGGCAUCAUAUUUGACAAAUGAGGACGAGGAGACGAGCACGGACACGAGGAAAAAGCAUAUCAAGCUCUUCCACACUUUCGUGGUCGGUAAGGCGUCGACUUUUGUUUGAGUAGAACUGUUUGAAAUGUUGUGCUUCCUGUGUGUUGAUGAAGUGCAAAUGCUACAGUUUAAAAUGUGUAUAGUUCCUUCAUUGGUGCUUGAAAUGCUGUAAUUAGUCCCUAUAAUUGGAUUAAAUAUUUCCUAAUGUUAUUGACAUUACUAUUAA